This is a messenger RNA of Arabis nemorensis, 1431 nucleotides long. Lineage: Eukaryota; Viridiplantae; Streptophyta; Magnoliopsida; Brassicales; Brassicaceae. The record is from the annotation of a GenBank genome assembly.
AUGAUCUCUUCUUCUUCUUGUUCAUCGGAAGUAAAGACUAAAUCAGAAUGUUUCGUCAAACCCAAAAUCAUCCCUCAAAAUUCCAAAGAGCCAUACCAUUUAUCACUACUGGAACAGUUUGUUCUCUUUGGACCUUACAUCCAAAAAGGACUUCUCUUCCUGAAACCAUCAGUUAUUUCAGAAUCUGAUGAUGCAACAUUCAUGGAGACUUGGCUACAAAAGCUUGAAGAUUCUUUAGCCGCAACACUUGUCCAUUUCUAUCCCCUUGCUGGUCGCCUCUCGACUUCGGAAACCGACAAUCCGAGAUCUCACUCUGUGUUUGUGGAUUGCACUAACAGUCCUGGAGCUGGAUUUAUUCAUGCCAAAUCUGAUUUAAGUGUAGAAGAUAUUGUUGGGUCCAAGUAUGUUCCUUUGGUUGUUCAAUCUUUCUUUGAUCAUCACAAAGCAGUGAACAAUGAUGGUCACACCAUGAGUCUCUUAUCAGUCAAGGUAACAGAGUUAGUAGAUGGAGUUUUCAUAGGAUUGUCAAUGAAUCAUUCGGUUGGAGAUGGAAGUUCCUUCUGGCAUUUCUUCAACUCUUUGUCUGAGGUCUUCAAUUCACAUGAAGAAACCACUGAUAUUAACAACAAUAACUACUUGCUCUGUCUCAAGAAUCCUCCAAUCUUUCGUCAAGGGUCCGGUCCUAUUUGCAGCCUUCCCUUCAGUCAACAUGAUGAGUCUAUUCAUCAAAUCGAAUCUCCGGUUUUACAGGAGAGAAUGUUCCAUUUCUCUUCUGAAACAGUGAGAUCACUGAAAUCAAAGGCGAAUCAAGAUUGUGAAACAACAAACAUCUCUUCUUUUCAGUCGUUAAGCGCAUUUAUAUGGAGAAGCAUUACAAGAGCAAGAAAACUACCAAAUGAUCAAGAAACUAUUUGCAGGUUUGCUGCUGAUAAUAGAUCAAGAAUGAAUCCACCAAUGCCAAUGAAUUACUUCGGGGUUAACAUCUCUCUUGUGACAGCGACUACGAAAACUGCUAAUCUAUUGGAGAAUGAGUUUGGAUGGGCUGCUUUAAAACUACAUCAAGCUGUAACCGAGCACACUGACGAAAAGAUUUCUUCCGACAUGGAUCAAUUGUUGAAGUCUGUGUCUACGUCUGUGUCUGCGUCUGCUUUGCUAGAUGCAUUUAUCUAUCCGACCAUUGUUCAUCUGGGAAGCUCACCGAGGUUUAACAAGUACGGAUGUGAGUUUGGGAUGGGGAAAGCGGUUGCAGUUAGAAGCGGUUAUGGCAGUAAGUAUGACGGGAAGGUAUCAGCUUAUCCGGGAAGAGAAGGAGGAGGAAGCAUAGAUUUGGAAGUGUGUCUUCUCCCAGAGUUUAUGGAAGCUUUGGAAUCAGAUCAAGAGUUCAUGUCUCUUCUUCUUGAUCCUAUUCAUAAUUCCCAACAUAAAACUUAA